AUGAAGCGAGAAACUGGAUUUUGGGAAGCCGAGCGUAUUUUAGACGAAAGACAAUCAAACGGUGUGUCACACUAUUUAGUGCAAUGGGAAGGCGAAGACAAAGAUGGAAUUCCUUGGGAUCCAACUUGGGAGCCGGAAAAUAAUUGCACUGCAGCUUUAUUAGAAGAAUGGAGAAUUACGAAGAACCAAGAAAGCACCGGACUUUCUUUUUCCCAACGUCGAUCCUCCACAGCUUCAUCCAGAACUGUAUUAUCCGACGAUGAUGAUGAGGUCGGUGACGAUCCUAGUACCGAUUCAUCCUCACAAUUAUCUCCUUCUUCUCCCUCUACAAAUAUUACUGCCCCUUCUUCUUCCUCCUCCUCUGCAAAUACUUCAUCUUAUAACUUUAACUUUAGUAUUAUUUCAAAUACUUUUUCAAAUACUUUCUCAAAUAUUUUUAUAAAUAAAAGACAGCAAAAUAAUCCUUCCAACUAUUCUUUUAAUAAUUCUUCUAAUAAUUCUUUUAAUAAUCUUUCUAAUAAUUCUUCUAAUAAUCUUUCUAAUAAUUCUUCUAAUAAUCUUUCUAAUAAUUCUUCUAAUAAUCUUUCUAAGAAUUCUUCUAAUAAUCUUUCUAAGAAUUCUUCUAAUAAUCUUGCUAAUAAUCUUUCUAAUAAUUCUUCUAAUAAUCUUUCUAAUAAUUCUUCUGAUAAUCUUUCUAAUAAUUCUUCUGAUAAUCUUUCUAAUAAUUCUUCUGAUAAUUCUGGUGACAAUAAAGAACCCAGUAUUUCAAUGAUGGAUUAUGAAAAUUUGUUAAAAGAACUCAAUAAUAUGAUUCAAGAAAAGGAUCAUUGUCAUAAUAAAAUGAAACAAUAUGAAAAAUUGUAUCAAAAUCAAAAAUCUAAAAAUCAGAGUUUGAAUCAAGAAAUGAGUCAAAUUCAUAAAUUAUUACAAGAUAAGCAAAUAGAAUUUUUGAGAGUUAAUACUCAAUUAGAACAAGCCAAUAGUCAAAUCACUAAAAUUCAAGAAUUGUGUAAUAAAAAAGAUUCAAAAAUGAAAAAUUUGGAUUUAGAAUUAGAAGAACAUAGAAGACAAUUUGAUUUUAAACACAAAAAAGAUCAAAAGCAAAUUAAUUUACAUAAAAAGACUAACAGCAAUUUAGUUUCAGAAAAUCAAAAAUUACUUGAAGAAAUUGAAACUUACAAAGCUGCAAAAGGUUUGAAAUUAGCUGAAGAUCAAGUUCAGGAAAAAGAAUCAAAAGUCCAAUUAUUAAUGAAGUUAAUGGAAAAUAAAAAUAAAUCUGAUGAAAGAUUAUCAAGAUUGAGAUUAGAAGGUUUGGAAAGAAAUGAAAAUGGUUUAUCUUCUUUACAGCAAAUAAAACCUUUAGAAGAAAGAGGCGAAAAUUCCAAUAAUAUAUCCAUUUUACAAUCUUGGGAUAGAGGCGAAAAAUAUGAUAUUUUUUCAUUGCAAGAAAUAAAAUUGGAGACAACCGAAAAUUCCAACAAUUUAAAUAAUUUACCAUUUUCAAAUACUGAGAAUUAUUUUUCUCCUCAUUCAAGCGCACAAGAACAGGAAUUUAUUCUUAUUAGAAAAUAA
Diversispora eburnea is the source of this 1572-nucleotide messenger RNA. The record is from the annotation of a GenBank genome assembly. Lineage: Eukaryota; Fungi; Glomeromycota; Glomeromycetes; Diversisporales; Diversisporaceae.